GGGAACCCUUUGCCCAUGGCAUUUGGGGCCAGUGAUGGCUGCUGCAGCUUUUCCCAUGUCCUCUUUCCAGGCUGUGAGCUGACCGCCCGUACCAAGUCCUACACCUUCCAGGUGGAUGAGGAAGAUGACUCUGACCACAUUUUGGCCCUGUCUGUGGUCUGUCUCACAGAGGGUGCCAAGGACGAGUGCAACGUGGUGGAGGUCGUUGGGCGAAACCACGAGAACCAGGAGAUCGCUGUGCCCGUGGCCAAUCUGAAGCUGUCAUGCCAGCCCUUGCUGAGUCUGGACAACUUCAAGCUGCAGCCUCCAGUGACUUUCCGCCUGGCAGCGGGCUCUGGCCCAGUUCACCUGGCUGGCUGGCACCAGAUCUUGCACAGGGACGAUGCUUCCUUUGAGGAGGAUGAUGACUUGUCUGAUGAAGAGGAGGAGGAGGUUGCUCCUAUCAUGCCAGCCAAGAAGCAGAGGAGGAAGCAGUAACUUGUCUCCAGGCAAGGUACUCGCUGGGACUUCUCUCCUGGGAUGGCUUUUACCUCGGACACCUCUUGCCCGGACCUCAACAUCUGCUGCUUUGUUGGUUUUUGAUUUUUUGUUUGGUUUUUUUUUUCUGUUGUAACUUUUUGGGGAGCAGAAGCUGCUCCCAGCACCAGGAUAUCUCCUUUCCCACAACACUGGGAGGUUGGUCCCAAACCUGGAUGGAUGCUGCUGGUUUAUCCCCUCUCCCCCAGCCCUGUACAUCCCUGGGAGCCAGGGAUGGAGGACGUGAUCCUUGCCCUGUGCCUUUUUGCUCUCCUGGACCUCUGCUCCCUGCACCUCCUCUCCCUACUCUCAAACACACACUCCUGGCCCCUUCCCCAGCAGAGGGACGUGAAGCCAGUGGUGGAACAGGCAGUUUCAUUGAUUUUUCAUGGUUUUGUCUUUCUUUACUCACAAUUCCGUGCUGUCAUGGUUUAACCCCAGCCAGCAGCCAAGCACCACACAGCCACUCGCUCGCUCCCCCUGCCCAGGGGGAUGGGGAAGAGAAUCAGAAAAGUGAGAAAACUCAUGCGUUGAGAUAAAGAUAAUUUAAUAACUAAAGCAAAAAGCUGUCUUACACAAGCAAAGCACAACAAGGAAUUCAUUCCCUGCUUCCCACAGGCAGGCAGGUGUUCAACCAUCUCCAGGAAAGCAGGAGUCUGUCACACCUAACGGUUUCUGGGGAAGGCAGACACCAGAACUCCAAACACCCCCACCCUUACUUCUUCCCCAGCUUUAUAUGCUGAGUGUGACACCACAUGGGGUGGAAUAUCCCUUGGGUCAGUUGAGGUCAACUCUCCUACUGUGUCCCCUCCCAGCCUCUUGGGUGCCCCUCACCUUCUUGUUGGCGGGCCAUGGGAGGAGCAGAAAAGUCCUCGACUGCUUAGCAAUAAUUAAAAUAUUACUGUGUUGUCAGUAUUAUUCUCAUCCAAAACCCAAAUCACAGUGCUAGACCAGCUAGACAGCACUUGUGAGAAGUGAAUUAUCCCAGCCCAAACUGGGACGGAUGGUUUUUAUACACCUGGAAGUGUGAAACGGGCCCGGGCUGCGUCCUUGGCUGCAGUUGUGGUGGGGUGGGAGCUCCCAGCCUAUUUGUGAUUCGGAGGGAGGUUCUAGGUCAAUGUGCUUUGUAAAGAACUUUUUACACUCUGAAUAAAGGUCUCUCAGGCGUCAGGUCUGGA
Molecule: messenger RNA, 1694 nt
Organism: Calidris pugnax (ruff)
Lineage: Eukaryota; Metazoa; Chordata; Aves; Charadriiformes; Scolopacidae
Gene: NPM3
Product: nucleophosmin/nucleoplasmin 3
Exons: 5
Coding region: 16-477 (153 amino acids)
Biological process (GO): chromatin remodeling
Cellular component (GO): cytoplasm; nucleoplasm; nucleolus
Molecular function (GO): RNA binding; histone binding; chromatin binding
Source: RefSeq, a predicted model, not a curated record